This is a messenger RNA of Nomascus leucogenys (northern white-cheeked gibbon), 902 nucleotides long. RefSeq names its product MIR1-1 host gene (gene MIR1-1HG). The transcript has 6 exons. NCBI's taxonomy places the organism in Eukaryota, Metazoa, Chordata, Mammalia, Primates, Hylobatidae. Bases 1 to 855 code for a protein of 284 amino acids. The record is from RefSeq and is a predicted model, not a curated record.
AUGGCGGCCGCGUGUUUGGGAUGCUUGGCCGGGUAUAUAAGAACUGCAAAGGUGAGGCCGGCUCCUGACCCGAGGGGGGCCCCCACGCGGGCUCUGGCCUCUCAGUGCGGACGCAUCGAGCUCCGGCCCCCACCCCUGCAUUCGCGAUUGGCUCCCGGAGGAGGGUGGCUGGUGCUGCCGCCGCUGCAGCAUCUCCUAGGGAGCCGCGACCCUGCGCCCGCCGCUGCUGCCGCUGUCACCAGCCCGGCCCCAGGGGUGCCCUGGGCUCCGCGGCUGAGGCGCCUAGGGAGUCGCCCCCCUAGUGGACGGCCUCUAAGGAGAUCCCGGCCACCCUCUGGGAACCUGGAAUCCUCCAAGCAUCGUCUUUCUUGCUCGCAUCUUCAGAGAGAGGUGCUGAGCCCUCCCUCAUGGAUAUGGGGUCCUGGGAGGCAGCCUUCACCAGGGACCUGCCCAGGAAACCAUCAGCUGCCCAGCUGUAGCUGUGCAUUGAUGGCACCGUGCGGCCCGGCUGCAGGUCCCGCAGCCAUGGAGAGGACCCAGCAGGCGGUUCGGGGAGAGCCCGGCUCGGCGCGUGGUCAGCUCCAAGUCAGCCCUGAAAUGUCCAUUACUCACAAAGAAAAGGAAAAUGCUCGUUUGAAAGAAAUUCUCUUUGACAAUGCUGAGGCAUUCUCUCAGCCCCAGCCCCACAGUGCUCCAGUGAGUGAAGGACGACAGCUGACGGGGAAGUUCAGCACAUCUGUCCUGACCAAGGCUGGAGGCGAUGCCUGUCCAUGCAGCUGGGAAUGCCUCCUCCGCUGUGCUGCAGCCACUGCUGAAGGGACUCCACCUGGCACCUGUGCCACCAAUGGCCCCUGAACGGGUAUCCAGGCCCACCUUUAAUAAAGAUGAGCUGCUCAUUCCCA